Nezara viridula (southern green stink bug) is the source of this 7906-nucleotide messenger RNA. The record is from the annotation of a GenBank genome assembly. NCBI's taxonomy places the organism in Eukaryota, Metazoa, Arthropoda, Insecta, Hemiptera, Pentatomidae.
AAAUCAUUUACGAAUAAUAAACUAAUUGGCUUUACAAAAAAAAAAAUACUAUCAAUAAAAGACUAAAUUUCCAUUCAAUUAAACUCAUUUGCAAAAGAUCCACCUGUCAGAGAUGAGGUUAGAGUUCACAAUAAUGUUGAAAACGCUCUUAAAGUGCCUAUUACCGAAACAUUUACCAAAUGUAAUGGUUUAUUUAAUUUUUCAAAAACAGCGAUAAACUUUGUCACAAAAGCCAUAAUGCAAAAGCCUGCAAGUACAAAUAUUAAUAUUUUUCAUAUAAUUAAUAAUUCGUAUUUUAUGACCUAUAUUUUUCGUUCAAUUUUUACUGCUUAAGAUAUAGUUGUAAUAUUUUAAAUAACAUUUUUUUUUUGUAUUAGUGAAUAUGCACGAGGACAUAAAGGAAUAGAAAAGCUCAAAACCAAACAUUAAUAUAAUAUUGUACUUACAAAUUUUUGAAGUAUGGCUGUCCAUUCAUUAUUUCGUAUAUACUUUAUAUUUUUUUAAAUUAAUUAUUUGAUGUACCUGUUUCAUUGCAAAUGAUACUACAAAUUUUCUAAUAAUUUAUUAUUUCUAAAAAAGAAAAAUAUUUAAGAUGAAUUCUGGGGAGAAAAUACUUUAGAAAAACAAUCUAUUUUCGACUCAUUUUUAGGCUGUUUUCAUGUUUCUUACAACUUUAAACAUUUUAUUUAUUGAUUUGAAAAACGGUGAAUAAGAAAUUUUAAGAUUUAAAAAAAUAAAUAAUUUUGUCAAUUUCGCAAUAUUGAAAAGGUUCCCUGUACUUGUGAAUUUAUAACAAUAAUUUUGAUAAAAACAUUUCUUUCUCAAGUCAAAGAUUAAUACCCUUAAACAAUUUUAAAACUCAUUUUAUUUUUUCUUUAAUUUUAAACAUAUUUCGUGUCGAUUUAAUUUUUUCUCUGUUGUUAUCAAGAGAAAUUAUUGCAACUAAAACAUAAGGGAAAUAAUAAUUUCAUGGAAAAAUAGAAAUCACUGUUUUCUUUAUGUGUCUGUUUCAAUAAGAAAAUAUAUUACCUUCAUAAAUCUGCAAAAGUCGCUUGAUAACUAUAUUAAUAACCACUUAGAAAGAAUAUGAUACACUGCCAUAUUUAUUCAACUUGUAAGUACAUAGUGGGGAUAAAAGUCUUUAAAAAAUCGGAUUAUUAAUAUAUAAGAUUAAGAUUGCACUUCUCAAAAAUUAAAAAAAAUCUCCAUCUUUAGCUAAAAACAUAGAAUAAGAGUACGUAUUGGAGGUAGGGUGAAAGAUAAGAACCUUUCCACAUUGAAGAUGCAUGCGUCCUGGAUGGAGGAUGCAUGUGCGUCUUGCAUCUUGAUGAAAAAGCUUUCACACCCAGGAUGUGCUUGCUUCUUGCAUCUUAUAUAUAUAUCCAUUAUCUGUGUUAAUUUAGUACGUGAGUUUGAAAGAUGAAUAAUCGAUCACUCGACUCUUCAGGCGACGAAAUUAUAAUUCUACCUUGUACAGUAAGAAGAAAUCGAUUAUGGGAGCAUCCAUACUGAAAUAAUACUGGAGAUUAUAGUUCUGCUAUGGUGGAAAUUCCUGCCCCAAUAACUGAAUAACUAUCGGAUAAUUCAGUACCACAGCGAACUUGAAAGGAGUUGUCAGAGAGGUAGGAGCGGAUUAUCAGACAUAAGCAUGAAAUUUAAGGUAGAUGGAAUUUAAGCUUAAAGAGCAGUCCAGCGUGCCAUACCAAUCAAACUAUGUACAGAAAUGCAACCGAGCAAUAUUGCUUCUUUUCAAAUGCUGAGCAUAUAGAUAGACAGAUAGAAAAAAAAACUUUAUUCUGGGACUAAGUCCCUUCAGAAUAACAAUAAUGUACAAAAUAGUAGAAUAUUACUGGCCUAAACGUUUGAAACAAUACAUAAAAUUGAUAAAAUAAAAUAAAAAGUAAAGAAAACCUUAGGUGCACAAGCUAUAUACAAUACAGAUAAGACUAUGUACAGAGCAUUUAAAAUUAUGAACAAAACAAUUAAAACUAUGAACGAAUCACUUGAACUAUGAACAAAAUUAUAUAUAAGGGUUGAACAACAUAAACAUACCCUUUGAGAAAUGAAGAACGAAAAAAAGAUACAAUGAGUUCAUUUCAUAAAAUAAAAAAAAAUAAAAAACUUUACUUGAAUAUAUAUAUAUAAAUAAACAGUUAAUUAUAAUUGAAUAAAAAAAAAAUCUAUGUAUUGAAAUUCCUAUGUCGAUAGUAGGAAAUGCAUGUACUAUCUCUUACCAAGUCUUAUGGUUAUAUGAUUGCUAUUCAAUAAAUAUAUAAUAUUAAUAGUUAGCUGGUAUCUGACUGUUUUUGGAACAGGAAUUGGAAUAGGGGGUUUUUGAAUGUGUAUAGGGAAGAGGCAUGUCGAAUUUUGAUCGGGAGGGAAUUCCAAAAGUUGACAGAGCGGGCUAUAAAGGAAUUUCGGAAUGAGGCAGAUCUAUGAGAAGGGAUGUACAGGUCAGAGGGUCGGGAUGUUGUAGUGAGGGAAUGGAUUGAGGACUUUAAUUGGAGAAGGUUGUGGGCAUAAGAAGGACGAUGAUCGGUAAUGAUUUGAUAAAGGAAAGUGCCUAGGAAAUAUUGUCUUCUUAAGGAGGGGAAGAGCCACCCUAACUCAGCAUAUAUGGUGAAAAACUCGGAGUCCUUGUUGGACAAUGGAAUGUUGGGGACGAAAUCCUAAUUAAUGGUACGAAGGUUUUGAGAUACUAUUAUGGUCAGGAUUCUUUUCAAUAGGAUCUCAUUAUAAAAUAAAUAUUAUAUAAUUAUAUAUUAUAAAAUUAUUAUAUAUCUUUUAAAAAUAUUUGAAAGGGUAGGGUAAUUGGUCUUUUAGAUGUCAUGCUGUUGAGAAGUUUUUCUGGUUUUGAUAUUAGUGUAAUAGUAGAAUGUUUCCAUAAAAGUGGAAAAUGGAUGAUUAUUAGAUGGUAUUGUACACGUAAGUGAAGAUUAUGACAGCUUUGGAAGGAAGUUGUCAAAAGAUCUAAGAGGAGUAAGGAGUAUUGAUUCAGGAGAUUUACGGAAGAGUUAUUUUCUUAAAUGUUUGACCUCAGAAGGAUUAACUAGCUUUAGGGGUAAGGAGAGUGGGAUGGAUGAAGUAAGAAACUCUGCUUUUGCAGUGUGGGCCGGAUGGACAUACCGGGUGAGAGGUGAAUGUAUAGGAAAGGUGUUUUUAUCUUCAUCAUACCCUGCCAAGGAGCCAUCAUCUCGACGGCGAGGAUAGGAAAUAUAACGAUGAUUUAGGAUAUUUUAGUGAUCUUCGAUAGGAAAUUGUCAUGAAUAGAGAGGGAAGUUGAAGAUCCAUUGGAUCUGAAGAUGGAAAAAAAAUCAAAACUACUGGAAUAAAAUGCUUUUAAUAGUUGUUUUUUAAAUAUGUUUCCUUGAAACGAUGCUUAUAUUUAAUAACAGAAUAAUAUACCUUAUAAAAUAAAAUGUAUAAUAUACCUUAUAAAAUAAUAUACCGUAGACAACAUAUAAUUUAAAAAGAGUAUAUAUUGUGACUGUUCAAAUCUUUAACUGAGAUCACUCACAAAAACAAAAAUGGGUUAAUGGAAAUAACAAUAUAUUUCUAUUUUGGGCUGAAUCCCCCCAUACUGGAAAUGUGUAGGUGAAUCGAGAAUCGAAUCAAAGAAUCGAUUUCUCUGAAAGAAUCGUACUCUCAUGCACGAGCGGAAGGGGGGCUUUCGGGCUGAAGCGCUCCUCCCAAAAUGGUAAAAUAUAACCAUGUUUUAUGAAAAAAAUUAUCUUUAAAAGUAUUAUUGUUCCUCUAACUACAGUUAAUAGGACUUCAACAAUCACUUAAAGACCAUGUCAUAUAGGUAGUUGGUUUCUUUCUUUCUUCCGAAGUCAUUAUACUAACAUAUUUAUACAAAAUAAAAUCUUUCGGGAUGAACACCCCACUCCUAAAAUUAAAUCUUGGAUCGGUGCACUCAAGCAAUUCACACGAAAGAAUCACGCUUCACUUAGAAUCAGUCUAUUCAAUAGGUAUUAUUAAAAAUAAAAAUACAAAAGAGAAAAACAUCUCUUUACACAUAUCAAUAAACCAAACAGAGAGAAAUAAUAAAUAAAUAAGCAAAAUUUAAAUGUCAAAUUAAAUAUUUGCAUAAUAAUAGGUAAUAAAAAUUAAAGUACAAGAGAGAAAAAAUAAACAAAGAAAAAUCACGAGUUAAAAAUAUAUAAAGUGUGAAAAAUUAAAUUUAAUAUUUAUAUAAAUAUAAUUAACUAAAAAUAAAAGUACAACAAAGAAAAAUCUGUACAGAUAUUAAAAUAAAACAAACAGAGAAAAAUCAUGAGUUACAAAUAUAUAAAGUGCGAAAUAUUAAAUUUAAUAUUUAUAUAAAUAUAAUUAAUUAAAAAUAAAAGUACAACAGAGAAAACUCUAUACACAUAUUAAAAUAAGACAAACAUAGAAAAAAUAAACAAAAAGUAAUGUAAUAAUAAACUAAAAUAUUAAUUGGGAAAUGAAGAGUAGUUUCGGAAAGUAAACAAAAACUCACCAAUUAAUGUAAUAAAGCUGAAAGAUUUUCUAGAUCAAACACGGUGAAUCGAUCCAGUCGUUUAUCCGAUUCAGCUGGAAUCGGAGAUUCCCUAUUCCUUAGGAAUCGGUAGAUUUCCGAUUCUAUUAUUAUAUAAAUUUUUAAUUUAAUGUAUGACCAUACUCUCAUGAUUUAUUUAUUUUGUACUUAAUCAAUACCAGGAUAAUACAAUUACAUAAUAGAUAAUACAAGAUAAUACAGUUCAAUUCAUGUACAAUUUAUAUACACAGACCAAAAUCUAAUCUUUAAAACUAAAAAAAAACAAAAAAAAAAAACAAAUGUUCUGUCCAAUUUAUAUUUCCUUCAUAUUAUAUUAUUAUUAUAAAAGAUUCAUGAGUUUUUAUUAGUAUAAAUUUGGGAAUUUUUAAUUUCAAUAAGUUUAAAAAAAUAGUUUUUGUCUGAAUGAUCAUAAGAUUUGAGAAUGUUAGUAACUUAUUUUUUUUUUUUAAUAAGUUCUUUUUUAAUCGUUGAGAAUCGAUUCAGUUAAAAGAAUUUUCCAUCUCUGGUAUCUACCUACAAGCGGUCUACCUAAAAACUGUAUCCUCUUUUUGCCUUUGUACUUAUUUUUAGAUUAUUCAAAUAUAUUUGAUUUGCAGUUAAAAUAAAACCUUCACAUUCUUGAAAUAAUCUAAUAUUUCACAGAUUGGUCUCGGUUACAAUAGUGAAAGAUGUUCAAAGCAAGAACUUCCUUCAUCUGGUUAUGCUUGAGCAAUGCCUUGUCGAUCGGAGGCUCUGUUCUGGACACCGCCAACUGGAUGAAGGACCACGUGACGUUGUUUGGCUUUAGAACACUAAGACAGCUUUGUAUCCCCGGAUCGCACAACUCCGGCAUGAAUGAACUCAAUGGAGGAACUGCAUUUGCAAGGCGUUGCAACACACUAAACCAAAGCCAGAGCGUCCUCAAGCAGCUGGAACUGGGGGUCAGAUAUUUUGACGUGAGACCGGUCAUAUCCGGAGGACGUUUCAUGACUGGGCACUACACAAAGAUAAUCUUCAAUAGUUGGCAAGGAGGAAAUGGACAGUCCAUAUAUUCCAUUGUCAGCGACAUCAAUACCUUUACGAGGUAUCACAAUGAGCUUAUCAUUGUCCGGCUGUCUCAUACUCUAAAUACAGAUGUUGGAAACAGAAGAUAUAGAGGAUUCAUCAAAGAAGAGUGGGACGGGCUCUUUCGGCUUCUUGAUGAUACAAACUACAUGGUCAAAGCUUCGCCCUACACAGUCUUUUAUAAAUCAACUGUUGUAGAAUUAACAAAAAAUGGAACCACAGCUGCUGUUCUGUACAUCGUUGACGCCUUGUUCGCUGGAGUGUUUCUUGGAAAACGUGUGGGAAAUGGUUAUUUUUACAGAGAUAGUCUCAACCCCUUCGACAAAUUUUCUGAUUCAAACAAAUUGUCAACCAUGUCCCAAGACCAGAUUAUGAAGAUGGAGACUGUGUCACCACUAAAAUAUUUUCUCCUUUCAUGGACGCUCACACAGAGCUAUCUUGAAGCGAGUAUAUGUCCAUUAGAAAAGAGCAUCUACCAACUGGCCGAAGGAGCGAACAGGAAACUUAAAAUGAUUUUGUCAGAAGUAACGUGGGAAGCCUUUCCCAAUAUUAUAUCAAUCGAUUUCGUUGAAACUCCGGCAUUAGCUGAAAUCGUAAUGGCCGUUAACAGUAAACUGUUUUAAACUUACUUUUUUUAACUUUUAAGAAUCGCAUUACUGACUGUGUAUGAUAAUAAUAAUUAAAUAUUGUAUCUACAAAUGAAUUAUUUUCAUUAAAAAUAUAUCCCUUUGGUUUAUUAUUUUCAAUAAUGACCCGAGGAUGAUCCCCCUUCAUCGACAUUACUAUCCGCCUUUUACUUUCAGAAUGGCGGCCGAAAAAUCUGCGUUGCUAUAGACUGUAGCGCCUAAGUCGCCCUUUACAUUUAUCUAUAUACUUCAACGAAAAGAAGCUGGAAAAAAAGUUACGAGAGAUGGUUAAAUUAAAUUCCGAAUAACUCGAAAAGUUUUUACUUUUUUGUUGAUAUUGUGAGAUGUUUCAAAGGUAUUUAAAUUUCCCCAAAAAAUGAAGGAAGUUUCAUCGAAAUCAAAGCACUAUUAGUAGAGAUAUCGCGGUUUUUACAUAUUUUGGUUUAUUAUUUUCAAUAAUGAAACAUUGUGAUCGACCAAAAAAUUCAAAAACAUAACCCCCUCUCAAAAUAUGAGAUUUCACGUUUCAAGAUGCGUGGAAUUCGAAAAACGAAUAAAAUUUUUUUGUCCGUCCGCCGUCCGCGCAUUUUCUCUGAAACUACUGGACCGAUUUUUUUUUUCAAAUUUUUAUAUAAAAUCAGAGGUCACCCGAAGAUGAUCCUCCUUCAUCGACAUUACUCUCCGCCUUUAACUUUCAAAAUGGCGGCCGCAAAACCUGCGUUGCUAUAGACUGUAGCGCCGAAGCGAAUGUACCGAUUUCAAUGAAACUUCGCUAAAGUCAUUUUCUUUACGCUAUCUAUAUAACAUACUUCAACGAAAAGCAGCUGGAAAAGAGUUACGAGGGAUGGUAAAAUUAGAUUUCGAAUAACUCAAAAAGUAUACAGAAGAGAAGAAUAGUUGAUGGGGUGAUCAGUCAAAUAAGAAGGCAAAAAUAAAUUAUACUAUUUAUUUUGAUAUUUGCCGACGUUUCGACCUGAAGUUCAGUUCUUCAUCAGGGCUAAGAAAAGAAUCAGAUAACAAGGUAUGAAAAAUAUAAAUAGUGUAGGUAAAAAAAAUUAAAGUAAAAUGAAGAUGUUAGAAUAAUGACAAUAGUAAGAACUAAGAGAUAAAUAAUAAUAACCGUUACAAAGUGUGGAAUGAUGAAGUAAACAUAAUAAAAAAAGGUGACAUAAGUAUUAAAAUGGGAAUCUUAGAAAAAAUGUAAAACAGAAAAAAAGGAAUAUGAAGUUAUGUAAGAAAUGAAAAUAAAUAGUAAAAUUAAAAUAUUGCGAAUAGAAUAGUUAGAUACAAAUUGAGAUAUUGUAUAUCAAGAUAUACAGACAAUGUAUAAUAUAAUAAACAGUUAAAACAGAGAAAAGGAAUGAAAGGAAGGAAGAAAGAAAGGCCUGAACUUCAGGUCGAAACGUUGCCAAAUGUCAAAAUAAAUAGUAUUAUUUAUUUUUGACUUCUUAUUUGACUGAUCACCCCAAAUAUUCUUCUCUUCAUUAUAAACGACAGUCAACCAUUUACCCACAAUUACAAAAAGUAUACACUUUUCUGUUGAUAUCGUAUUAUGUUUUUUUUUUAAGUUUACGAAAUUUCCUAAAAAAAAAACUACAAAUCCUUUGUUUUGGAUUUUGAUUUUUGAAUUUGUUACUGAAGCAAUGAUUUUUUUAGUAUUUGGAAGUAAUCAUUGCCAAAUAACUAAGAAUGUCACACAACUUCCCAGAAAAAA